Messenger RNA from Penicillium canescens, 2142 nucleotides. RefSeq lists its product as uncharacterized. Bases 1 to 2142 code for a protein of 713 amino acids. The record is from RefSeq and is a predicted model, not a curated record. The transcript has a single exon. NCBI's taxonomy places the organism in Eukaryota, Fungi, Ascomycota, Eurotiomycetes, Eurotiales, Aspergillaceae.
AUGGGUGCCUUGAAGAGACUUUUCCAGGCGGAAAAGAACCCGUCUCGACCGGUGACUAGUCUUGGAUUCGAAGGCUGUCGGGUGGGGGACCCUUACUUUCACAUGACGGUUGACUCGCCUGCGCGAAGUCAUUUUGGGGAUUUCCCGUCAAGCGCUUCGCAGUCACUAGAUGUGGCUCAUCAUUUCGAUCAGAUUGAGAAACAAUUCGAAGAUCUGCAUGAUUCCCUCCAGCGGCCCACAUCUUCUCAAUCGGAAAUGCCGCCUUCGGGUGCCACUGAUUUCGCAGCCUCCAAACCUCAGAAUGGCCGGCAUAUCGACUUGAUGGAUGCUAUAUGUUCCACAGAACGCCCUCAGACGAUCAAACCAGAGCCUGUCUCUCAACCUGCCAGCCCGUACAAUGAAGAUGUCGCGGAACGGAACAUGACUAGGUUCCUCCGGAUCCAAUACAGAAAUGGACUUGCAAGCUCGCGGGUUCUUGCUGCACUGUACCAAGAGGAUGUAGCAGACCGGAACAUUGCGAAAUAUAGUAAAGAUUCUCGCACCUCGUCAAAUCUGAGCUCUCGGUCAUCUCCAGCCGCCCCUGGAAGAGUCCGCAUCCCAGAAAGCGUACGGCGCAAAGCCAGGAAGCGUGACCCUGGCAAGCCCACAUGGGCAUCAGCAGAGAACCUACGGACGGAAAAGUCCUCUCGGGACGAUGGCUCUGGCACUUCGUCCCAACGAUCAUCCAACCAACACCUUCGACACCAAAGAUCGGCACCUAGUCUGUCAGCGGACGAAGGCUUUGUGCCGCAAGAGGAAGCACCACCGAGCCCUGUUCAGCGCUUGGGUAUUCCCCCUGCCUAUAAGCUGGGCAAGAGAUGGAGUAAUACACCCCUCCCGGACAGCCCAACAAUUCCCAUCCCUAUGGGCGAUAGCGAAGGCGCCGCCGAGGCUCCGUCGGUGCCGCGAUCACCUGCUACAAUUAAUCGCAGCUCAUCUUCAACAUCAAGGUCACAUUCUCCGGGACCCCCACCAGCGCCAGGCUCCAAGAAGAACGUUCGAGAUCUCUCAAUCAACACUAAAUUGGCUUCUAACGGACGAUCAAAGAUCACACACCGUGCCAUUCAGCCGCCAACCCCAUCAACCGGCAGUAUGAAGCGGGCUCCCAGCAUCGCGGAAGUCAUGAACAGCCCCUUGCCCGUUCCAAGUCCAGCCAGUCCCCCUAAACAGUCGCCGCGCUUCAAAGCCUCGGAAAUGAUGGACUUGUUCAGCAAAUCCUUCACAUCCAUCCCAGGCACCCACCCGACAUACGAGACUCUGCAAGAUGCCAUCGUCCGCGAGAUCAACUCCCACGAGGCAUUCCGGCGUGUCCCCGUGCCAGCCCCAGGACCCCCAUUCACACCCACGCCAGACAAUGACAGGUUCGCCGGCUCCAAUCCCGAGCCUGGCCUCCUCAGUCGGAAUGCCUCAGCAAAGGGGCGGCUAGCAAACAAGGGCUCAUUCAGGAAACACAAGCGCAACUCCGAAUCCCGCCGCAGCAUCUCAUCCAGCGUCGGUUACGACAGAAUCCGACGAAAGGUCGUCGGCUCCCCAGGCCGCCGUCGUCACACCGACGCCCCUCCCCCAAGCCCGGGCUUCCUGGCUGAUAUCCAGCCCAAAGAACAAAUCGCCCCACGACUCAUUGCCGGCGAACCAAUAACCUACCUGGAUGUCCUACGUGCAAGCAACGAACUCCCCACCUCAGCCCCCAACACCAAGAUUCCUGCUGCCUCUCGCAAGCGCGGCCGCUCAGAAUCCGCUGGCACUCUCGCUACUAUGGUUCGUGCUGCUCCAGAUAUGCCCUCCACCCCAGGCACAGUUUACUGUAUGCAAGCACACUCGACUCCGUCAGCUAGUGACUCGCAGGAAGACAGUGAUGAUGACGAUAUCAUCCACCUCCCUAGUGUGAACAUGCCUCCCCCUCGCGUGCAGGUCGAAGGCGUGGACGAAAACAAUGUUCGAUAUGUGAUCGACGCUGCCUCCUCUGAUGAGGCCCUGAAGCUCAUGCACUGGCCGCAGCGUACUGGGCGGGGUGUUAACUCCAAUGCCUAUGAGAACAGUCUCUCGCCGUUGUCUCCUGCACGGUUGCAGCUUCGCGGCUCUCGCUCUGUUGAGACCUACUAG